AUCUUUGCGCAAAAGGCGCGCGCCUCUUAUGCAAAUCACUUCGGGAAGCUUCAUCUGUGACGUCACACAGGAUUAAUCAAUGACGUCACAAUACAAAUGUAUACAAUGUUUCCUCGGGGGGGAAGAAAUAUAAUGUUGCAUGACGACUGGCAGGCCGAUGAAAUGGCGCAAAGCAUGCGUUUAAUUUGCCGUAUAAUUCAGAAUACUGUUGCCUCGACAAUGGUCUUUUACACAAGCUAGAUACUUCGUUUUGAUCCUUGGAGAUUUACGCAAAGACGGGAGCGUUUUAGGUGCUGAAGUUAGUGCAAGAAAGCAUACGAUUUAAGGUCAAGAAUUCGUAGUUUUUUUUAUUAAUUCGUACACAAACAAUCACAGUUGCAGAAUAUUGACGGACAUCGAUCAAUCCAUCGUGACAGGACGAAUAAUCAAGAAUGUCCUCUCCUGAAGACUUUGUCAUCAAAAAACAGUGUACGCCAUUUUGCGAGCCUGUGUGUCAAUUUUCAGGCCGCCAUCACAAAAUCUUGGUUGCAGUUAUCAACUGUGUUGAUAACCAAGGUUACAACAAAUUUACCAAGACAAUUACAAAGUUUUUGAGGAAAGGUUGGAAUCUUAAUGAGAUCAUUGAUGACCCAGACCCGGAAUUCAGAUAUCCUCUGCUUCACUGGGCAACUGUGCUUGGGAAUAUUCUUGUGUUAGAAUGGUGCAUUGAAAAAGGAUUGGACCUUAACAAGAGGUGGGGACAAAGGAGUGAGACUGCUCUACAUCGACUCAUGGUGUGUGGUUACUCAGCACUACGAGAAAACUGUAAUAACUUACUCAAGACAUUUAAAAAAGUUGUCAAGCUACUAAAGGUACUUCUGUCGGCAAAGGACGACAACAAAGACCUCCCAUUGCAUGUGGCGGCGAAGAUCCUUGUUGAGCGACCGCUGUUAAAUGAUUCCCGCUUUGAGAGCACCUACACGCAAAUGCUGAAAAUAUUGAUUCAAGUGACUUGUGAACUGGAUGCAGAGUUGCUAAAUUGUCGAAAUAGGGAUGGGAACACGGCAUUGCAUUUGGUGGCACAGCAUGACAAAGGUGCUGAAAUUUUCAAGCUGUUAAUGGAAAGUGGUGCCGACUGUGACCUACCAAAUUCGGAUGGUUUGAAACCAAUUGAUGUUGCAAGAGAAAAGGAUGCGACCGACAUUAUUAGCCUGUUCUUGGAGAAGAGUCAGAAUGAAAAGAAUGAUUUUGGCCCAGAGGAAAUUGGAGAUAUUGAUUUAAUAUAUAUUGAGAGUGAUGAAGACUCUGAUAAGGUUAAUGAUGAGAAAGAUGAUGCAUAUAUACAGAAUUUGCUUGAACGAGUAAAACGGGAACCUGAUGAUGGUAUGGACGAUGGUAUGGUUGAUGGUAUGAAUGAUGGUAGCAUGGAAAACACAGACAAAGACAAAAAUGACCCAGACUGGAGUUUUGAUCCAAGUUUGAGUGCCUCAUCACAGGAUACUUUAUAUACUACUGAGGAAGAUAGCUAUGAUGUUUCCAUUGAGAGAUCAUCUACUUCUCCACUAAGUAAAUCAAAAUCACUAAAUAUAGGUUCUUCGUCAAAUGAAAUCUCUGAGAGCAAAACUAGGUCUUCAUUCUCGAAGAAAGACGCGCGGUCGCUUCGUACAGAGGAUGAACCUUCAUGCGAAUUGAAAAGAAAAUCAUCGGGUCAAGGGGCAUCUGGAAAGGAGCCUGAGAUGAAGAAAUCAAAAGCCGUAUCGCCAAAACUCGAGAUUCAAUUGGACAUGCCUAAAUUUAAUUCAUUAAAAAGAAAGAUAAAAGAAGCGACUGCACGCGGAGAGAAAGCAGACGAAAGCAGGAGCCCGCCUCCAAAUUUCACUACUCAGUUUGUUUCAGCUGGAGUUAAAAGGAAACUAUUGUCCGAAGCAUCGAGCAUGGACAGUAAUCAAAAUAACAUUGCUGGGACGGGACUCACAGUCGGUGGGAAAUCACGUGAAGAGGCUAAAGUUUCUCAGAAACGCUCGAUGACAACUAAAACCACCGAACAGCCCCUUCCAACCCCAAAUGUAUCACCUCUACCUCCAGAUGACGAUUAUUCUCAUUCCAAGAGUCUUGGUUCCAUGGAGGAAGAGAAUUCUCAGAGUUCCUUCAGCUCUUCAGCUGAGAUAGCGUCGGCUUGUAAAAGACUGCAGAAGAAACUUAGCAGCGGAAAUGUCAAAUUAAGACCGUUUUUCAACAUUCUAGAACCCGUUGAGACAACGGCGGAAGGACCAGUUGAUAGAUCCACCCCUAAUCCUGAUGUUGGUGAACCGGAUGCCACAGAGCAGCACAGAUCAUCAGCAUGUUCCGCAUCAAAUGAGACCCAGAAGUCCAAUCGUUCAACUCCCAGUCCUUAUGCAGCAGAACAGCAGAAGUCCAGGAAAAGUAUAGAAGAUGUCGUUACCAGUCUCCGAAAACGAAAGCGAGCCGGGACAAGCAACUCGUCAAGUCGUAGACAGUCUUCUGACAGCUCGUCAAGUGCAGAAAGCAGCUCAUUUUUGGACGUUGAAAAUGCUAAGCAAUCAGACAGCAUUGCAGCGCAGGAAGCAUUUAUAUAUUCACAUGGCGACCAGGUUUCUGCAAGUCCUUCAGAACAGCGCCUAACUGUUGAAUCCACAUCAAAUCCGCAGCAGAAAGCAUCCGAAAGUGUCAAGUCUAAAACAAAUGUAUCACAGAAUAUCACGGACAGUAAUAUUGUCGUGAAGAAAGAAAUCUUUGAAGGCGAGCAUGGCGGAGAAGGCUUGAAUCGUAGUUCAACAACUAGUCAAAUACAGAAAGCUGGAAGUGGCGAGGUACUGCCACAGAAUGAAAACCAAAGAGGUGCGUGUAGUGGUGAAGAUGAUGAUGGUGUCAGCGUUACAACAGAGGGGUCGGACAAACGACCAAGAAUUCCUCAAAAAGAUUCGCUGAUUCCAGGCAAAGUUUUCACCUCGAUAGGGAAGUCCAAUUCUAGUUCAGCUAAUGAUUCUCGCACAUCCAUGGACGAGCCUGAGACGACUGUUAGCAACAAUGAAUACCAGCCAGUAAAAUCAUUAACGGCUGUGGUGGAACAUCUCACUGAGAGAGUUAGUGCACCUGCCAGUGGAGAAACUGUUGCAAAUGAAGCAGACUACGAUCCUCUACACAGUGUGAUUGAUGAAAUCUGCGAAGAGGUGUAUGGUAUAUCAUCUGGACCACAGAGGAACAAAGAUAAACAAGGAGAGACUUCUCUGCAAAGUAAUGUCACCACAACACACAGGGAAGUGGUCGAACAGACCCGAGGACAUGCAUUGGCACCUACAGCUCAUCCAGCACCAGACCAAACGGCACAACUGAGCCAAACUCAGUUAAGCGAUGUGGAACGACAUAAUCAAGCUGAAAGUGACAUGAAUAUUAAAAUCAAACAGGAAGCAAGAGAGUUGGACUCCGACACUCAGAAGCAGAGAGAAUGCGCCACACGUACUCAUGACCAAGAAACAUUUGUUACGCAAACUACAGUAAACGCACGAGCAGUCAUUGAGUCACAAACUACAACACAAGGACAUGCAGUAUCCUCUACUGAGGAUAGAAUGUGUCUGACGAAAGCCUUACCAUCCCAAACACAAGGCAUCGUUUACAGCCCAACACAACAACAACAGUUGCAACAACUGUUGCAACAACAGUUGCAACAACUGUUGCGACAACAACAACGGCAACAACAACAGUUGCAACAACAACAACUGCAGCAGCAGAAGCAACAACAACAGUUGCAACAACAUUUGCAACGACAACAACAUCUACAACAGAUACAACAACAGCAAAGACAAACACUAGAUUCUGAGCAAAGCCGUUUACUAGCACAGCUUCCUAUACUAAGACCAGCAGCAACAAACGCACCACAACAUAUAACCCAAAACGCAACCAGACUUCAACAUUUUCGACCAGUACCUGUAACAAAGCCGGUUUGUAUACAAGUACCCAGGAACUUGUCACGGCAAACCCCAACAGGAAGCCAGAGACCUUCCGCUUUUCAACCUAGGACGCAGGAUAGUCGACAGAACACUGGCGUUGGCAUUGCAACCCAGAGUCUGACAAGACCAGUUGCAGCAAUUUCGACCACGGCUAACGCAACAACUCACAUGCCCAGACCGCAAACUCUGCCGACGCAUGCCCAGAAUGAUAACCAGCCGCUUACAUUCAUCGUUCCUAAUAGCCAAAACCCAAGCUCGUCCGUUCAAUCGUUUCUGGUGUUCCGUCCCGCCAACAAAUCGACGACAGUCCAGCAACCAACUCUCGAUCAACUGAGGAAUUUCAUACAGAGCAAAACACGGGAGCAAAUGGAGCCCAACGCAAUUGGACAGCAAUUGCAGAGGUUGCUACUGCCAAAGGCAAGAGAACAACAACUUCAUGGAUCAACGUCGUCUGCGGUUGGUAGCUCAAGCCUGAGCCAAGGCAACGCACAGACGAUUAACGGACGCGCAGUUACGACGCGUGUCAUUGGUCCGGACUUGGAGACAGCUAUGGCGAACAAGAUCACUAUAGACCCAACUGACAGAAAAGCCAUGAGUUCAGCUGCGCCAGUCAGCGCAGUUCCCACAGAACCUUCGGUCGCAUCGGAAACUUGCAAGACGACAACACUGUCAACACAGUCGAGCCAAACUUCACCUCAGGCAUCAACAAGCCCCAAUGUAGUGUACGUCCAAUCACAACAGCCGUUACAGCGAUUCUCCAGUGUGGACAACCAAUCAGAACCGCCGAUACAGCCCGAGAGUAGUAACGACAACCACAACAAUCCGGAUGAGUCUGAAGACGAAGGACUGGGGUUGAACGGUUUCUCUGAUGUGGACAACGCUAGGGAUAUGUUCAACGAUAUGGCAGGCGCUAAAAAGAUGCUGGACAAGCUCGCUUCUCUCGUACCCAAGGCGGACAUCUGUCAAUUGCUAGAGAAGGCGAAAAUUGAUCGCAAAGAGAGCAUUGAUCAGUGGACAAAUGAAUAUGAAGCCGCUGCACGAUGUGAAAGGCACAAAUUUUUGGAAUUUGAAAACCUUCGAGAAAAAAUAGAAAGAGAGCAAGAAAAUGCAAGGAAACUUUGCGAAAAUAUCAUGAAGUUGAAGAAACAGGCAGAAGAGGUGAGAAAAGAGAAAAACAAAGCGGCUGAGAAGAAAAAGUUGUAUCAAAAUAAAGUUGCGGAAGAAAACGAGAAGAUUCCGAUGAUCAGCAAAUGGUUGGUUAUGUUUGCAGACACAAAGGAGGAUGAUGGACCAGCAGAGUAGUGAUCAGAGAUGACCGAAAUUUGUCGUGAGAGGUCGUGGCAAUUCAUGCAUGUUUACAUAAUAAAAUAGGUGAACUGGUGUUGAAAACAUGACUUUGACAUCAGUACAGUUUGUGACUUGGUCUGCAUAACACACCAGUCACCACCAAUAUAUAGCACCAGAGACCUUUAUUAUAAUAGAUUGUUGAACGUCUUGUGUGAUACAAAGUUAUUUACAAAAUAUAUUUUUGUAUUUUUUGAAUGGGUUCCUCCAAAGUUGAGGGUUAUAAAUUUUAUAAAUUGUGUUAUAAACCUUGUGUGUUUAACUUUCAUAAUUAUAUAUUUCAAAAUAA
This is a messenger RNA of Dendronephthya gigantea, 5580 nucleotides long. RefSeq names its product AF4/FMR2 family member 4-like. The transcript is spliced from 5 exons. Gene Ontology annotation, molecular function: protein binding. Bases 432 to 5249 code for a protein of 1605 amino acids. Lineage: Eukaryota; Metazoa; Cnidaria; Anthozoa; Malacalcyonacea; Nephtheidae. The record is from RefSeq and is a predicted model, not a curated record.